AUGAGCUUUAAAGGAGAAAAUAAUGCCUACCAGAGAGCAGAUCUCUAUAGCGAUUACGUUGAGGAGAAUGAUCCGGCUAUCAGCAAAAUUGAGGAGAGCCCAAAUGGCGAUUUUAAGCUUGCUUUUUACGUGCCCGAAAUAUUCUAUGGUAGAAUAAUUGGCCUUAAGGGCUCUACGAAGCGCGGCAUCGAGGAAACGACCAAAGCCAAGAUCGCUAUUCCCAGUUUGAAAGAUAAUUCCAAUGACGUGGUUAUCAGGGCCAAACAACGCAGUCAGGUGUGUGCUGCAUUGCAUCAAAUCCGGCAAAUAAUUUUGUCCGUGCGAAAGAAGAUGAGGCCCACCCACUUUUUGGCCGUGACCCUGAGCUCGGGGGAAGUUCAGGAGCGUUAUGUGGAAUUCAAGAAAAGCAUUUUAGAGGCCCAGCUACCAGGCAUUGAUGAGGGGCUAUUCAUAUCGGAGAAUUGCUUACACCUUACUUUAGGGGUUUAUGUGCUUCUGGAUGACGUAGAACAACAAAGGGCUUUAAAUGAGCUGGAGGCAUGUCGUCCGCUACUAGCUGACCUAAAAACUCCCUUCGAACUUAAGGUCAAGGGCUUGGAGGUUACAUUUGACGACCCAAGCUCCACUCGCCAUCUUUACGGUCGUAUCGAGUCUCCAGAGCUGAAAAAGUUCGCAGAUAAGUGUCUGGCCCACUUUAUAGAAACCGGACUGUUCGCUUCGGAUUGUUUCAACCGCGAUACCAUCCAGAUGCACAUGAGGAUAAUGAACGUCCGAUUUCGCCAGGAGGCGAUGAAGCCAGGAGAGACCUUUGAUGCACGCGAAAUUUUAAAACGGUUUGGAGACUUCGAUUUCGGUGCAGCCCAGUGUAAGGCAGUGCAUCUAUGUGUAUUGGGAUCGCGCGGGGAGGAUAAGUUCUACAGGAUAUCCGGCAGUCUGGAGUUCUAAGAACAAUAAUUUUUUUAACCGUAAUAAAUAUGUAUUAGUGAUUUAUUCGACCUAUGUUUACUAUUGAGCACUUUGUCGAACUCGAGGUCACUUUUAGUUGUUUAAUAUUUAAAAUAAAGAUUAUAUCACAUUUCUUUGAAAUGAAA
Molecule: messenger RNA, 1091 nt
Organism: Drosophila takahashii
Lineage: Eukaryota; Metazoa; Arthropoda; Insecta; Diptera; Drosophilidae
Product: activating signal cointegrator 1 complex subunit 1-like
Biological process (GO): regulation of DNA-templated transcription; DNA alkylation repair
Cellular component (GO): nucleus
Molecular function (GO): RNA binding
Source: RefSeq, a predicted model, not a curated record